AUAAAGCGCGCAACACUUGUCAUACCCGGCAUUCGUUCCGUCUCUGAUCAGCCAUGAAUAUGCUUUGGCUUUGCAUCACAUCAGUGUUGUCAAUUACUCCAGUCAUCUCUGGCCUCAACAUUGACACAAGCCACAUCAAAGUUUUCCCAGCAGAAAACCAAAGUAUUGCUGGAGUAUUCCAGGUUAGCUACUUAAAUGACCUCAACCAGCCUGAGUAUACCUUCAAUGCCUCUGAAGCUCGAAGGCUCUGCUUGUCCCUCAGUGUGAACAUUGCCUCAAAAGCACAAGUACAGGAAGCUCUCACUAGAGGUUUUGAAACAUGCAGGUUUGGAUGGAUUGAUGAACACUUUGCAGUCAUUCCUCGGAGAAAGGCCCUUUCUAAUUGUGGCCAGAACAAGAUUGGCUUGGUGACAUGGCGAGCCUCUGUUACACAAAAGUUUGAUGUGUUUUGUUUUAAUGAAUCAGAUGCGGCUACACAAUUGAAGGAUACAACAACUGAUAGCCCUUUGCACAGCAGGAAUUACUCUGGGCAAAGUCAAUCUCAUUCUAAUGCAGCAAACUCCACCCAGGGCAUGCACUCGUCCACUACCCUCCUUCCUUCUUCCUCCUCAACUCCUGAAACCAUAGACAAUGAGGUGGAACCAGCCCCGUUUGUCAGUAGUGCACAAGGCUCUGCUGGAGCAACGGCUAUACUCAUCACCUCCAUUUGUGCCGUUCUCCUUAUUACAGUAAUCAUCCUGGCAUACAUCAAAUUGAGGAGACGCUUUCUGAGCUCUGACACGAAGCAGCAGCAAGAGAACAUCCAGAUAGAAGAGUGGACGUGUGUGAAAAAUAUAGAGGAAACCAACAUCGCUGCUCAGGAAGAUGAGAGGAUAGAAGUGGGUGAUGAAGCAGAAGCAACAUAAACAUUUCUCUGAUAAAAUACUCUAAGGAAGGACUCCAUGGACAACUCCUGAGUAACAUUCUUUUUAAGGAUGAAGAUGUGUUGUGUUCUUUGUUUUGUGUGAAAGUAAUAUAACAGAAUAACAUUUAUUUUUUGUAUAUGUUAUGUGUUUGUUAGUAUGUUAUUAAAGUCAUCUGAUGUUAUUAAAUGGUGCAGUUUAGCCACUAGA
Messenger RNA from Morone saxatilis (striped sea-bass), 1112 nucleotides. It is a transcript of the gene lyve1a, whose product is annotated as lymphatic vessel endothelial hyaluronic receptor 1a. Bases 54 to 905 code for a protein of 283 amino acids. Gene Ontology annotation, molecular function: hyaluronic acid binding; transmembrane signaling receptor activity. Lineage: Eukaryota; Metazoa; Chordata; Actinopteri; Moronidae. Gene Ontology annotation, cellular component: plasma membrane. The record is from RefSeq and is a predicted model, not a curated record. Gene Ontology annotation, biological process: cell adhesion. The transcript has 6 exons.